Molecule: messenger RNA, 917 nt
Organism: Colletotrichum destructivum
Lineage: Eukaryota; Fungi; Ascomycota; Sordariomycetes; Glomerellales; Glomerellaceae
Exons: 1
Coding region: 144-851 (235 amino acids)
Source: RefSeq, a predicted model, not a curated record
GUACGUCUCAGAUUGGAAACACGCGUCCUUCAAGCAAGUCACGUUCGGGAGAGGCCAGUAAUUCACGAGGCGAGACGACGUCGUACACUGGAUUACCAGCUCGGCCUUCGUCUCCAAAAUCCCGCAACGCUAGUCGAACAAGGAUGCUUGAUCGCACUGAUUCCGCUUUGGCGCACCGUGAUCAAGCCAGCGCAUUCUCACAGAAGUUAGGAUCUAUAUCUCAAAGAGCUGAGCCAGUGAACAACAUUCGAAGCCUGGCAGAAGAAGCUGGCACUCUCCAGAACCGGCCGUCUUUGCGAGAGUCUCAGAAUUGCAGCAAAAGUCGCCCUGACGAACACUACUCGUCCAUCCCGAUCGCGGCUAGUCCAAGUAUUUACAUUGACAAGCGCAAUCGAAGAUCGCUACCGGCGCUACCGGACGCACACAAGCUACAAGCUCGGCAAUCAAUGCCUAGUGUCAAUCAUCGCACAACGACUGUACCAAUUGCCGAAAUUGACAUCAGCAAUGUGCGGAAUGAUUGGUCUUUGACACGAGACUCAAUGACCGAAGACCAGGCCAGGCCGCAUACUGCUUCUCUCUCCAGCCCAGCGCAGCAACCCGGUCCGAAGUUCCCACUACCAACACUGUCGCCGCAUGCCCACUUUAACCCCUUGGAUCAAAAUCCGGAUGAGGUGGCAAGACUAGGGCACAGAGUUCUUUCUGAUCUGUGUUCUGGCGGGUCUUCACCGGCAGCGAGCAGCACUGAAAGCCCCGUCGCUGAGCCGAAGAGCAAACCAGGAGAAAACCCCAGCUACUCAAUCAUUGAGUCUGAAAAGACUAGCGAGACAAGACCUCUUGCUAAAACUGUUUAAGAUGUCUACUCGGCGAGCCGCUCGCAAUCGACAUCAUCGUCCGAGCCGAAGCUAGGUUGCGACCGG